Messenger RNA from Linum trigynum, 3582 nucleotides. The record is from the annotation of a GenBank genome assembly. Lineage: Eukaryota; Viridiplantae; Streptophyta; Magnoliopsida; Malpighiales; Linaceae.
AAUCAACCCUUAUGGGCCUUGAGACUUGAGUUAGAGUUGACGAAUAGCCACCUCUGAUUCAACUUCAAUAACAACCUAUUUGCGGUCCGAAGACGCCGUCAACAUUAGUUCAGUUUUGUAAUUGCCAUUGGUCAACUCCAGAGUAGGUUUCUCGCAUGCCGAGGUCAACUUAAUACGAGGUCAACUCCAGAGUAGGUUUCUGGCAUGACGACUACCAACCCACUUGAGGUUUUGAUAUAUUUAGCAAUCCAACACAAAUUCAAUGAACUCUGCAUCCAAUUUAAACCACCACCAGCAGAGUAAUACGCACGCACACAUCUUGAAACUCUCUCUGUCUCUCUGAGCGUUUACCUACCAAACCCAACGAUGAAGCGUGCACGAGAGAUCCCAUCAUGUUCUUCUUUAAUCAACUUCAUCUUACUCUCCUACUACUUGUCCUUCUCCUUCGGCUUGUCUUCCGGCAACAACGAGACCGAUCGAUCGGCGUUGCUGGAAAUCAAGAAGGCGAUAACGAACGACCCGAACGGAUUCCUCGACUCCUGGAACGAUUCCUUCCAUUUCUGCAACUGGCCAGGCGUGCAGUGCAACCCAACGCAGAGGGUAACAUCUCUGCUCUUGAAACGCCUCGGUCUCGCGGGUACUCUGUCUCCACACAUCGCCAACAUCAGCUUCCUCAAAUUCAUCAACCUCGACUUCAAUAGCUUUCACGGCCAAAUCCCCAUGCAGCUCGGAAACCUGCAUCGCCUCCAACACUUGAACGCCUCCGGCAACUUAAUCCAAGGCGUCAUCCCUGUCAACUUAACUCGUUGCUCUCAGCUCAGGAUUCUGAGGUUGGGAGGAAACCAGCUGCAAGGUACCAUACCCGACCAGCUCGGGUCGUUACCCGAGCUGCAAUUCCUCGAAAUGGAAGAGAACAACUUGUCAGGAAACCUCCCGGAUUCACUGGGGAAUCUCUCGCAGCUCGUUCGAUUGGCUGCUUCGUAUAACAACUUGGUGGGCCGAAUUCCUGACAGCUUUGGACGGCUCAGGAAAAUGAGCUCCAUUACAAUGGGGAUCAACAACCUCUCUGGCGAAAUCCCUCCUUCUCUUUACAACCUCUCUUCCAUUCGCUCCAUGACGUUUACUUACAACCAACUGCAAGGCAGCUUGCCAGACAACAUUGGCAACACUCUGCCUAACCUGGAAGCAUUCGGAGUGUCGGGGAACAAUCUGGUUGGGACGAUCCCCGAGUCGUUCUGCAAUGCUUCUCACCUCGAGGACGUGAACAUGAACAGGAAUAAUUUCUUGGGCAGGAUCCCGAAUUGCCUAGGCAAUUCGGGACGUCUCCUCUGGGUAGACAUGGCGGCGAACAAUCUCGGUCACAAUUCGACGGGCGAUUUCGAUUUCUUGGCCUCAUUGACGAAUUGCACUAAGCUUCACCGGGUGGGGAUCUCUAUCAACAACUUUGGCGGCCCACUUCCUGAUAUCGUUGGAAACCUGUCGUCAACCGAGUUCCAACAUCUGUUACUCGGAGUCAACCAUAUCACCUCUAUUCCUGACACGCUACAGAAUCUAAUUGGGUUGACCAUGAUCGAUCUACCUUUAAACCUUCUGAAAGGCAACAUUCCUUCUUAUAUUGGCAAGCUCCAGAAUCUGGAAGAACUCACCUUGCACGGUAACGACUUGUCAGGUGUAAUCCCAAACUCCAUGGGAAACCUGACUCGACUCGUCUCACUGGAUCUCUCAGCAAACAGAAUCGAAGGGCGAAUUCCCGCGAGUCUAGGGAAAUGUCAGAGUUUGAGCUUCAUCGACUUCUCUGCAAACAGACUGACUGGAGAAAUACCUGCAGAGGUAAUGAACUUAUCAUCUUCGUUGGUUAAUAUGUUGAACCUGUCACACAAUUUACUUGGUGGCAAGCUGUCACCCGAGCUAGGAAAUUUGGAGGAUCUGAAUGCCAUUGAUAUCUCAUUCAAUGAUCUGAUUGGCGAAAUUCCCGACUCGAUUGGGAACUGCAAGAGCAUGGAACAUGUUUUUAUGCAGGGGAAUUCCUUCGAUGGGAUGAUUCCUCCAUCAUUCGGUUACUUGAAAGGUCUCAUGGAGCUAGAUCUUUCUCGCAACAACUUAACAGGAGAAAUCCCACUGGAGCUUGAGAAUCUCAAGUUCUUACAAUACCUCAACCUUUCAUUCAACAAUCUCCAAGGAGAGGCAUUCGUGAAUUCUAGUGUUACUACUUCAUUGGAUUUGGAGGGAAAUCCUAAGCUGUGCGGUGGUGCUGCCAUUGUCGGUCUUAAUUUACCGAAAUGUGCCACUACGCAACCAUCUUCUUCCGGUUAUGAUAGAUCGAGAACUAGAAGGAUUGGGAAAUCAAUAGUGAUAAUAAUUGUUCCUAUUUUUGCAUCAAUUGCUCUUCUCCUUGGGAUGUUGACACUCCUCCUUCUUAGAAGAAUACGCAAAAAGAAGCAGCAAUCUACUACUACUGAAGAUAUGAUUGCCAAACAAUUUGUCAGGAUUUCUUAUGCGGGCCUUCAUAAAGCAACUGAUGGAUUCUCUGCCAACAAUUUAAUUGGGGUUGGUGGGUUUGGCAAGGUCUACAGAGGAAAGCUUGAGGAAAUGGAAAAGUUUGUAGCUAUCAAGGUGUUGAACUUGGAGAGGGAACGAGCUUACACGAGUUUAGCAGCAGAAUGCGAAGCGUUGAGAAAUGUUCGCCAUAGAAAUCUCGUCAAGGUUUUGUCGUUCUGCUCUAGCAUCGACCAUCAGGGGAAUGAAUUCAAGGCUUUAGUAUUUGAGUAUAUGGAGAAUGGAAGCUUGGAGGAUUGGCUCCAUAACCAACAACAACGACGACAGAGCAACAACCUUAGCCUUGUCAAAAGGCUCGACAUUGCAAUAGAUGUGGCAUUUGCUGUUCACUAUUUGCAUUAUCUUUGUGAGACAACGAUAGUUCAUUGCGAUCUCAAGCCUAGCAACGUUUUGCUAGAUGGUGACAUGGUGGGCCACGUGGGCGAUUUUGGUCAGGCCAGACUUCUAUUGGAGCCAGUCUCGCAAGGGAAUUAUGCAACUACAACUACUUCUGGCGUGAAAGGCACUGUCGGUUAUGUUGCUCCAGAGUAUGGGAUGGGGUCGGAGGUGUCGACCAAAGGAGAUGCAUACAGUUUUGGAGUCCUUGUGUUGGAAAUGUUUACGAGGAAGAGACCUACGGAUGAAAUGUUUAGGGAGGGUCUGAAUCUCCAUGAUUUUGUUAAGGAUGUUGAUUCUCCAGGAAAACUUGUCUCGACUGUGGACCCAAUUCUUCUAGGUGAGGAGCCACAAGAUGAUGAUGAAAGAGGGAGAAGGAAUAGGGGGAAAAGGAUGGAGAAGAUACAAAGUUGUUUGAUGGCGAUACUUGAAGUUGGAGUUGGUUGCUCUAUUGAAUCAGUUGGUGAGCGAAUGAACAUGGCCGAUGCCAUUGGAAAGCUGCAAUCAAUUAGGGACAUGUUGCAUAGUAGAUGAAUGGGAUAGUUAGUUAACUAUGUUUCCCCAUGAAUCAUUUGUUUCAAUCACUUUAAAAUCCGAUCAUUAUUAUCACUUCGAUUGUACAUGUAUGGACUAUAAAUAAAUUAUGAUUCA